GUAAUUUUUUUUUUUUCUUUGACAUCCAAACUUGCCUUUUAGGCGUCAUAAAAACUACAUCCAAGACCACAAAACGUAACCUAAGGUACCAUAGCUCGAGUGCAGGGCUAGGUUUGGGCCACGACCACAACUGAGCCAGGCCAGACUCUAUUUUAUUUAACAAGGCCCAACCUGGUAGGGCUAGAACGGGCCCACGGUCCGAGACCCAGGCCUUAGGUUCGGCCCGGCUUAGGGGCUAGGCCAGUUCUUUUUAAGUGUUCAGAGGAUAUUGCGGCCCCCCUCCGACUUGCACACGUGUCACUGUGCCAUUGGCUGGUUGCCCAACCCUACAAAUUACGCAAUUCAAUAAAAAAUUUAAGACAAACGGUACGUACCUCUCUCUCCCUGCAUGCCGCAAUCGUGUCUCAUCGCACAGCUCCACUCUCCAUCUGCAGCCACCAGACCUUCCUUUCUCUCUCUCUCUAAACCUAGGGUUUCUUCUUUCUCUUUCUAUAACAUUGCCUCAUCUCUGAAACUUCAUCUUGUUUUCUUGUUCUUGAGAGAGGAAUGGGGCGAAGCAAGAACCAGAGGAACCCUGUGAAUGUGUUGUUUGGAUGGGUCAGACGGCAAUCUGUUAAGGUUAAGUCCUUUUUGGGCGUGACCGCUGCUCUUUUUUCCCUAUUUUUCUUGUGGCUCCUGGUUCGCGACCAUGAUCACUUGUUCGUGGCUGCUGAAAUCGUUCAUGCAAUUGGGAUCGUGGUCCUCAUCUAUAAGCUCACCAGGCAAAAGACUUGUUCUGGCCUUUCAUUGAGGUCACAGGAACUCACUGCUAUAUUUCUAUCGGCAAGAUUAUUCUGCAGCGUUUUCUUGGAACAUGACAUUCAUACUGUUCUUGAUACUGCUACUCUGAUCGCUACUCUUUGGGUUGUCUAUAUGAUACGAUACAAGUUGAACACAACCUACAACAGGGAACUGGACAACUUGCCAAUACAUUAUAUGGUCGCUGCUUGCGCAUUGCUUGCUUUGUUCAUCAAGCCUUAUACUAUACAUUACGUCCUCGACAGGUUUCUUUGGGCAUUUUGUGUAUAUCUGGAAUCUGUCUCAGUGUUGCCCCAGCUUCACAUGAUGCAGAAAGCAAAGAUGGUUGAACCAUUUACUGCUCACUAUGUAUUUGCAUUGGGUGUUGCAAGAUUUUUUGGCUGUGCUCAUUGGAUCUUUCAGGUGAUAGCGACAGGGGGCAGGUAUAUUUUUCUCAUUGGAAGUGGCUACUUCUGGCCCCCGAUGGUUCUCUUGGCCGAGGUUGUUCAGACCUUCAUUUUGGCAGACUUUUGUUAUUACUAUGUCAAGAGUGUGAUGGAUGGUCAAUUAUUGGUGAGGCUUUCUUCAAUGGUUUAAAGGCUGGAACCAGAUAUGCUAAGGUUAUUAAUAUAUAUAUACUGCUUCAAAAGUUGUUAUUUUGUGGCACACUAUGUUGCUUUAUUUAAAAUCAGUGAUGCUAAGAAGAAUUCUUUGUUUU
This is a messenger RNA of Amborella trichopoda, 1495 nucleotides long. Its product is annotated as ER lumen protein retaining receptor family protein. Lineage: Eukaryota; Viridiplantae; Streptophyta; Magnoliopsida; Amborellales; Amborellaceae. Gene Ontology annotation, biological process: protein retention in ER lumen. The record is from RefSeq and is a predicted model, not a curated record. Gene Ontology annotation, cellular component: membrane. Gene Ontology annotation, molecular function: ER lumen protein retrieval receptor activity.